GCUUUUCCAUGUUGGCGUGUAAACGCAAAAAGAACCGGGUCGCUCACAUCCACGUUGUUACGUUGUUUGUGCUUUCUCAAAAUAGCCAACCCAAAAUGAAGUUAUGUAAUAACUUGCCAUUCAUAGCUUUGUAUUACUUAUUACAGUACGAAAUAGGCAAGAGCUACAGCUUUACCGGCUAAAACCUCAGUUUUGCCGCCGUGGUUGCUCUGCGGAUGUUGAAACCGAAACCGAUGGCGGUGUUGAACUACUUGGCGUUGUGAUACACGUGAGGCCAUAGAAGGUGAUAGAAGCUUCUCGGGCUUCUCUUUAGAACUUUCCAGGCUCUACAAGGUUUUCAUUGCUUUUGCAUGCUUACCGCGAUUUCCUGUUAUUUACUCAUUGCUAAGCAGUGAGCUAGUGGGUGCAGUUUUUCAUCCUGUACAAAAGUUCGUAGUAUGACAGCGGCCGGGCUUGGCAAAUUACGACUUCGCUAGCGGCCGACUUCUCUAAUCCGACUGACUGCGUGGUAUGCGCGCAUUGUAACAGUUGCAGCACAUUUUUUGGUAGCGCUAUCGAGCCGUACAACAUGCGCAACAAGUGCGAGACGUUGCUCGUCCGGCACUUGCCGACCUCGAUGAGCGAAGCCGAAAAGAUCGACCUGCUCAAGCACUUCGGCGCCGACACCGUGCGAUGCAUGCGACCGACGGGAAAACUGAAGAACUCCGCAUUCGCGACGUUUCCGACGCAGGAAGCCGCUGACUGCGCUCUCGAUCGCCUGCACCAGGCCGUGCUGAUGGGAAGCCGCCUGGUCGUCGAAUACGCGCUCGGCAAACAGGUGGACCGCUAUUUUCCGAGCAAGAGCGAGCAGUUCUCGGAGUCUGCGAGCGCUGCAGAAAACGCCGACGAACAGCAGGCGACGUCGUCGAAGGACGAGUACAAGUCCAAAAUGGAGGCGUUCGCGAUCAAGCUGCACGCGAUGUCCUCGGACCUGGGGCUCGACUACGUCCUCAACCCGAUGCUGACUUACGCCUACCCGCCUGCGUCCCCUACGAUCGUGGCGAACAUAGCCGCCGUGCUGCUUUCGGUGCCCAAGUUCUACACUCAGGUCCUGCACCUGAUGAACAAGAUGAACCUCCCGGCCCCGUUCGGACCCCCGAUGCCGCAGCCGCCCGUGAUGCAGCAUUCCUUCACCGCCAACCCCGGUCUCGCCACGAGCGAAUCCCAACCCUCGGCUUCCGAUGCGGCUGCCGAAGUGUCGGCCGGUGACCACGAGUCGAGCUUGGAGGAGUCUGAGAUGGAGAGUGAGGAAGACGAUGCCUUUCAGAGAGCCCAGCUGCCUAGGGCCGUGAUUCCAAAGAAGCGCAAAGCCAAGACCCAGCUGAAGAGGCCCAAACUCCAAAAGCUUCUGCCACCUCAGCCAGUUCAGGAGCACGGACCCAAGGCGUCUGACGUGUUCGAGCCAGUCGUCGAAGACAAGGGAGCGAUGAAAGCCAUAGCCAUCAACAUCCGACACGAAGUCGACGGCGAGGCGCAGGCGAAGCAGACGACAGCACCAGAGGUUGUGGAGGAAGGCGGCUUUGGCAUCCUGCCUGCCGCGCCCAAGCCAGUGGAAACCAGUGAGACAAAUGCCAGUGAUGACAACUAUGACUGGAGCGGAACGCAGUUCCUGCGGAGGGAGGAGGUCAGGUCGGGGCGCAUCUCCAGCGACGAGAUGAGCAGAGCGUCCGUGUUCAAGAACUACGAACCAGGAGAUGUGGCCUCCAGGCUCUACAUAAAGAAUGUGGCCAAGGCAGCGACUGUUGAGGACUUGUUUCGCAUCUACGGAGGCUACAUCGAUGCUGACUCUGAGGAACAGCGCAAUGCUUUUGACGUAAGGCUCAUGAAAGAGGGCCGUAUGAAAGGGCAAGCGUUUUUGACACUUGCCAGUGAAGCUCAGGCAGACAGAGCUCGAAGGGACACCAAUGGUUACCUUCUGAAGGGGAAGCCGCUUGUCGUACAGUUUGCAAGGUCAGCUAAGGCCAAGAAGCCACCCACGGGCUGACAAUGCUUGCCUUAAAGUGUUACAUUCUUGAACUUGUUCAUGUGGGCACCUGUAAAUAAGCAUAAGCAAUGUUGUAAUAUAUAAAGCUGGAAGUACAGAAGUUGUACAUAGCACAACUGUGGUCUCUGUUGGAAUGUGAAUAAUACUUUGUCUAAUAUGCAUGUAAGCAAAGUACACCAGUAAUACUUCGUCAAGGUGUAUCCACCUUGCUUUGUGAAAUGCAACUAUUCUUGUAUACGAAAUUGCUGUAUAUAGUUGGACAAUGCUGAUGAUGAUGCAGCCGCUACCCUUUGAGAAGCGGACGCUCGCAUGAAUGGAUGGGGCCAAAAUAAAAUGAAAUUAAAGGGAAGAUGUACAAAUGUCAUUUCUCCACGU
This is a messenger RNA of Dermacentor silvarum, 2398 nucleotides long. RefSeq names its product RNA-binding region-containing protein 3. Gene Ontology annotation, biological process: mRNA splicing, via spliceosome. NCBI's taxonomy places the organism in Eukaryota, Metazoa, Arthropoda, Arachnida, Ixodida, Ixodidae. Gene Ontology annotation, cellular component: U12-type spliceosomal complex. The transcript has a single exon. Bases 569 to 2023 code for a protein of 484 amino acids. The record is from RefSeq and is a predicted model, not a curated record. Gene Ontology annotation, molecular function: pre-mRNA intronic binding; U12 snRNA binding; protein binding.